AUGGCAUGGGAUGUAUUUCAAAAGAUUAAUCGUAUAUUAAAAUUUAAAUCAUGUCGCAUGAUUAUUAUGUUAGUAUUAACUGUAUUUAUUGCUUUGGCAGAAAUAAUAUUUGGUAUUCGUGUACAUUCUCAAUUAUUAAUUGCUGAUGGUUUAUUUUCAUUUGCUGAAGGUAUAGCACUUGCAGGAGCUCUUUUAGCGUUAAGAUUUGCACAAGAAGAACGUAAAUUACACCGAAAUACAUUUGGAUGGGCUCGUCUAGAAUUAUUAGCUGGUUUAUUACAAGAAGUACUAUUAUUGUCUCUGUCGCUAAGUAUAAUUGUUGAUGCUAUUAAUAAAAUAAUAAAUCCAGGACAUGUUGAACAACCACUUGUAAUGAUUGUAUUAGGAUCAGUUGGCGCGGCUAUUGGCAUUCUAGGAAUGCUAAUGUUCAGAGGCUACCAUCAUGAUCACAAUAUUGAAUACGAAAUUGUUGAAAAACGAAAAGAUGAUUUUGUUAGAUCUGUUCAUGAUACAUUGCAACAUGAAAUUGUCGAAAAUUAUUUUAAUUCAAAUGAUUUUGGUAACAUUAAACUUAUGGAGAAAUCGAUGAUACCACAAUUAAUUGUACGCGAAUCAAUAGCAGAAGAACAGUCACUAAUAAAUAAACAAGAAGAUCCAUAUUCAUUGAAUUUAACUGAUGAAGGUGAAAAACAACAACUAAAAAUAGAAUUGUUCGAAAAUAUUGACAAUAAUAAUCCACUGAAACUUCCAAAUAUAUAUACACGUUCAAAUAGCAGAGCGUCAACGUACACGUAUCAACCUGAUUGUUUAGACGAUAGUCUAUUUGAAAAAUCAAGAAUAUACGCUACGUUACAUGCAUUAUGUCUACAUUCAUUUGCCGUUCUAUUAGAAUCAUUGAUUGUUUUACUAUCUGGUUUACUUAAUUUAUUUUUUUCAAGUAAAGAUGAAAAUAAGAAUGAUAUUAACAUUUGGUUAAAAUACGUCGAUCCCUCUUUAACAUUAGUCAUGGUUAUCGUAAUUGCUAUCAAAGCGGUGCCCGUUGUAUGGUCACUAGGUCACAUUUUAAUCGAAUCGGUACCGGCCGGCAUAAAAACAGAACAAUUGAUGCAAUCAAUUUUGAAGGAUAUACCACAAAUAAGAGCUGUUCAUAAUUUUCACGUUUGGAGAGCAACUGCCAAAGAUGUAUUUGCAACAAUACAUCUAGUCUGUGAUGAAGAUGUACUACUGAGUACUCAAACAGAAAUAUUUGGACGUCAAUUAAAAUCUAUUUUUGAAAUACAUUGUAUUCGACAUUUUACAUUUCAGUUUGAAUACAAUUCGAAUGAUAUAAAUCGAUGUGUGUAUGGUAUGAGAAAACGUAAAGGACAUUAUUUAACAACAGAAAGAAAACUAGAUAUUGAGAAAAGUACACAAAAUCUGACAAGUUGUCUAUCGACAUGUGAUAGUACACAAAUGUCAAAUGAGAGAAUGAUUAUGAAUACCAAACGGUAG
Messenger RNA from Didymodactylos carnosus, 1491 nucleotides. The record is from the annotation of a GenBank genome assembly. Lineage: Eukaryota; Metazoa; Rotifera; Eurotatoria; Philodinida; Philodinidae.